UAAAAAUAAUAAUAAAUAUGAGUGGUGCCGGCUAAGGCGGCAUUUUUCUUUCCUUUCUCAGCGAGAGUGUGACUCAUACAACAACGUAUUCUUCAACAAUUCUUCUCUAUACUCUCAUGUCACCACCUAAGUCCAGGCAGUCCAAAACUUGUGAAAGAACAAGAAAAAGAGAAAGAGGAUAAUGAGUGGGGAAGGAAAGGUGGUGUGUGUGACAGGUGCUUCUGGUUACAUCGCUUCAUGGAUUGUCAAGUUCCUCCUCCAACGUCGUUACACCGUCAGAGCCACUGUUCGUGACUUGGCAGGUAAUCCCAAAAAGGUUGACCACUUGACUAAACUUGACGGUGCAAAGGAGAGGUUGCAUCUUUUUAAGGCUGAUCUUUUAGAAGAAGGUUCCUUUGACUCUGCUGUUGAGGGCUGUGACGGUGUCUUUCAUACUGCUUCACCAGUUCGUGUUGUCGUAAAAGACCCACAGGUUGAGUUGAUUGAUCCGGCAGUGAAGGGAACUCUUAAUGUUCUUAAAUCAUGUGCGAAAUCACCAUCUGUGAAACGAGUCGUCUUUACUUCUUCUGUUGCUGCAAUUGCAUAUAACACAAGGCCGAAGAAUCCCGAAGUGAUAGUUGAUGAGACAUGGUUUUCAGAUCCAGAUUUCUGUAGGGAAUCACAGUCGUGGUACGUACUUUCAAAAGCUUUAGCUGAGGCCGCUGCCUGGGAAUUUGUAAAUGAAAACAAGAUUGACAUGGUUGUUAUUAACCCAACAAUGGUUGCUGGACCUCUCUUACAACCAGAGGUUAACGAAAGUGUUCAAUCAAUUUUAAACCUAAUAAAUGGUAUACCUUUUCCAAAUUAUGCUUUUGGAUGGGUGAAUGUGAAAGAUGUUGCGAAUGCUCAUAUUCACGCAUAUGAGAUUGCUUCAGCUAGUGGAAGAUAUUGUUUGGCUGAGAGAGUGGUACACCAUUCAGAACUUGCUAACAUUUUACAAGAUCUGUACCCAACAUUACAAAUUUCUGACAACUUUGAAACUAUGCAGUCUGCAAUUUUAUCAGGUGUGAGAAUGAAGAGACAUAUAUGACAACGUAUCAGAUUUCCAAGGAAAAAGCUAAACGCUUGGGAAUAGAGUUUACUCCUUUGGAAGUCAGCCUCAAGGAGACAGUGGAAAGCUUCAGGGAGAAAAAGAUUGUGGACUUUUAAUCAGCCUCAACAUUCCACUUAUUCAAUAAAGACAUGACAAGAUGUUAGUGUCAUUUGAUCUAUGAAAUGGAAGUGAAUCCCAUCUAGCAGAAUAAGUGACUUAUGAUUGUUGUUGAAUAGAAGUUGAUAACUUCAAUUCCGUUCACUUUGGUAUUAUUAUAAAUUCUGUUGUUGAGGAGAAAUUGCCAUUGUAAAAUAAGGUGUGUAAAGUUUGUAUUUAAUCAAAAUGGGUCAAUAUUGUUCCACAAUAGAAUAAAGUUUAGAAUUGAGUUUAAAAGGCAUGCAGUAAACCGGUUUUAUCUUCAAGCAAAAACAGUUUGAUA
Messenger RNA from Vicia villosa (hairy vetch), 1511 nucleotides. RefSeq names its product cinnamoyl-CoA reductase CAD2-like. The record is from RefSeq and is a predicted model, not a curated record. The coding region runs from base 182 to 1069 and encodes 295 amino acids. Gene Ontology annotation, molecular function: oxidoreductase activity, acting on the CH-OH group of donors, NAD or NADP as acceptor. NCBI's taxonomy places the organism in Eukaryota, Viridiplantae, Streptophyta, Magnoliopsida, Fabales, Fabaceae. The transcript has 7 exons.